GCGGCCGGGGUCGCCUCGGGAUUGCAAGCCCUGUUUGCUCGUCCUGCUGAGGACUCCCUGCUUGUUUGCUUUUUUCCUUAAUGGGAAGGAGAGCGUAAGGAAGGAAUGGCCAGAGUACUGGCUGGACGCCAUUUCUGAGUGGGGAGCACAGUAGCAAUUCUAUUUUCUUCUGUUGCUACUUUAGGUUGAGCUUGUUUCUGAAAGCUCCUCCUCCCUUAAUUGACCAGUGGGUUUGGCAGAAUUUGGCUGAAUUGAAGCUUGUUCGUUUGACCCGCCCCAGGUCCUCUCUCCGCCUCCCCACCCACGUUCCUCCUUUCUUUCGCUUCUUUUCCCUUCCUUCCUUCCUUUUUUUAAUUUUUUUUUUUUUUGAGGACACGUUCUCCAUCCCUGCGCAGGAUGGAAGUUUUGAAGACUUGUGUACUUAGAAGAAAUGCUUGUGCCGCCGUGUGCUUCUGGAGAAGGAAAGUUAUCACGAGGCCACCAUAUAGAGGCAUUAGUACUACGUCUGCGAGGAGCACUGUCAUGCCCGCUUGGGUGAUAGAUAAAUAUGGAAAGAAUGAAGUCCUUCGAUUCACCCAGAACAUGAUGUUACCUAUCAUACACUAUCCAAACGAAGUCAUUAUCAAAGUCCAUGCUGCCAGUGUAAAUCCUAUAGAUGUUAACAUGAGAAGUGGUUAUGGGGCCACAGCUCUAAAUAUGAAACGUGAUCCCUUGCAUAUGAAAACCAAAGGAGAAGAAUUCCCUCUGACUCUGGGUCGGGAUGUCUCUGGUGUGGUGAUGGAGUGUGGGCUGGAUGUGAGGUAUUUCCAGCCUGGAGAUGAGGUCUGGGCUGCAGUUCCUCCUUGGAAACAAGGCACUCUGUCGGAGUUUGUCGUGGUCAGUGGGAAUGAGGUUUCACACAAGCCCAAAUCACUCACUCACACUCAAGCUGCCUCUCUGCCGUAUGUGGCCCUCACAGCCUGGUCUGCCAUAAACAAGGUCGGGGGCCUGAAUGCCAAGAAUUGCAUGGGAAAACGUGCGCUAAUCUUGGGGGCGUCAGGUGGAGUUGGUACUUUUGCGAUACAGGUAAUGAAGGCGUGGGGCGCUCAUGUGACGGCAGUUUGCUCGAAAGACGCCAGUGAGCUUGUGAGGAAGCUUGGGGCAGACGAAGUCAUCGAUUACACGAUGGGCAGUGUGGAGGAGCAGCUGAAAUCUCUAAAACUGUUUGACUUCAUCCUUGAUAAUGUAGGUGGAUCGACUGAAACAUGGGCUCUAAAUUUUCUCAAGAAGUGGUCAGGAGCCACCUAUGUGACUCUGGUGACUCCUUUCCUCCUGAACAUGGACCGACUGGGCAUUGCCGAUGGCAUGUUGCAGACUGGAGUCACUGUGGGCACAAAGGCACUGAAGCAUCUCUGGCAAGGAGUCCAUUACAGAUGGGCCUUCUUCAUGGCCAGCGGCCCGUACCUAGAUGAGAUUGCAGAGCUGGUGGAUGGGGGAAAGAUUCGGCCGGUUAUCGAGCGGACCUUCCCUUUUUCUGAAGUCCCCGAAGCCUUCCUGAAGGUGGAGCGCGGCCACGCCCGAGGAAAGACGGUGGUCAACGUAGUUUAAAUAGAUGCGUUUAAAUGGGUGCAUGUGGCCAGCCUUGGAGUCGCUGGUCUCCUCGCUGAGUGCCUCUGAUCAGACAGCUAGCCCUCACCGGAUAUUCUCCGGUUAGACUUUAAGCUUCGUGAUCUAUUCAAAAACCUAAGCAUGGACUGGUGAGAGCGCUCGGCAGGUCAGGUUGCCCGCAGUGGAAGCAUGGCCUCCUGGGGUCAGUUCCCGGAGCCCACACAAAGGAAGGGGAAAGAACUGAUUGCACCAAAUUGUUCUCUCACACCCCGUGUACACACCUCCUCAGUGAUCAAGAAGAUACACAGUGCGUGUGUGGGCACACUCGCCAGGCACACUUGUGGACCUCACAGGGAACCUUCGGUGGUCAGGGCCUCUACCAUGUAGAACCCAGGGCAUAAGGUUUGGCGGCAGGUGCCUUUACCCACUGAGUCAUCGCACUGGCCCAAUAAAAAACUUUUAAAAAAA
This is a messenger RNA of Rattus norvegicus (Norway rat), 2055 nucleotides long. It is a transcript of the gene Rtn4ip1, whose product is annotated as reticulon 4 interacting protein 1. The transcript is spliced from 9 exons. Gene Ontology annotation, cellular component: mitochondrion; mitochondrial matrix; mitochondrial outer membrane. NCBI's taxonomy places the organism in Eukaryota, Metazoa, Chordata, Mammalia, Rodentia, Muridae. The record is from RefSeq and is marked provisional. The coding region runs from base 397 to 1587 and encodes 396 amino acids. Gene Ontology annotation, molecular function: oxidoreductase activity; zinc ion binding.